AUGUCUUCUAGUUCCUCUAUUAACUCUUCUUCCAAUCAAAUCCUUCCGGAAGAUCGCCGCGAAGCCUCAGAGCCGAGCUCCUCCUCUUCGAAUCCUCAUCAAUCGAGUUCGUCUGAGGAAGAGAGCAAUCUUCCACAGUUAGUUCGUAAGAACUCCAAGUCGAUGGAAGCGAGUAGCAGCCGUGCUAGAAUUAGGGUCGAAGAGGUCGAGGAACCUGAAGGAGAGAAUGAGGAAGAGAACGUUACUGAGGCAGAGGUUGCCGAGGACAACCUCGAUGCGGUGAACCACGCUUCACCACCGCUUCCAAGACGAAGGAUCGUUCGUCCCAACAACGUACCAUCUUCCUCGGUUACUUCGGGUGCUAUUCAGGCCAUGCUCGAAGAAAAUGGGCUCUCGGACCAGGUUUCUUUCAUAAUUCCCAAAGCUGGAGAUCGGCCGUGGGACGUGCCCGAAGGCUUCCUCUGCGUCUACUUGACUUAUUUCACGCAGUGCGGGCUCUCGCUUCCUAUUCCCUCUCGUCUCCUAGGGUACUGCAACCGGCGCGGUGUAGCUCUUACACAGGUGAUGCCAGCCUCGGUAACGAACUACGUAGGGUUCGUUACCUUAUGCGAGGAGCUUGGUGACAUCCCCUUCAGUCGACUGUUUGAGGACCUCUUCUCGGUGAACAUCCACAAAUCCAAGGAGUGGUUCUUCGCCGCAAACGCUAAGCCGAAGAAGAACAUAGUUACUGGGCCUAAACCCAGUAAAUUCAACGACUGGGAGUCCUUGUAUUUUUAUCUCGAAAUGAACGAUCUCACCGUCAGCAAUUCUGACAUACCAACUCAAUCGGAGUGGAAGAUUCCGAUUGGUAGAUUAGAUGAUCUCAUACUCAGUCGUCAUCUUCCAAGUCUUAUUCUCAAUUCCGGGCUUACUUCUGAGUUCGAAGCAGCCUUCAGCGAAGCCGGUAAGCAUCGUUGGCCUGAGGUGUGGGAAGAGAUUCUCCAACGCCGAUCUAAGAAAGCAGCUUCUGUCCGGGAACCGAAACCGCAGAAGCCAAAAGCUCGAGCUAACAAGCCCCGAGCAGCUCCAAGACGAAAAGCACCUAAGUCGCGAGCCCAACAAACCCGAGCUGCAAGGAUGCUCUCAUUGGAUGAGAUCCCAACUCUCUUUGGCGAAGAGGAAACGAACGUGGCUGACCCGACCCCAAUCCCUGCUACCGGAGGGAUCAAUGAGCAGCCGGAGGAGUUGCUACCUGCUGCGAACUCUCCUGACCAAGCCGGUCAGAAGAAGCUGAAGAAAAAGAAAUCUUCAAAAAAGAUUAAGAAGAUUGAAGACUCUUCUCGAGCACAGGACGUAGCUAUCGAGCUCGAGCCUCCUACAAUCGCGACGUUGGACCUCAAAAUUCCUCGCGACCAGGCUGAAGCUUCUCACUCUCGGAAGAGGCAGAUGAGAGACCAAGCCGAAGGCUCUCCAGGACCGGAGCCAGCCAAAAAGGCCAAGAUCUCCUCUGAUGUGCCGAGUCUUCCGGCUAUCUCCGAGCUCCGGUUCCCCAACUUGUACAAGGGGAUUGCUCGCACAACUGCCGUGCUCGCCAGCCAGACCAACACUCUGGUUGCCGCGUACGAGGUAGCUCUCUAUGACGAGCAAGUUAGGGUUGCUGAGCUCGAGGAGAGGGUCUCCAAAGCUGAAGAGCGCCUUGCCACCGAACUCCAAAUCAACGACACUCUCCAUUCUUUAGUUGAUUUACUGAAGCAAGAGAGUGCUGAGCUGAAAGCGGUGAGAAAGGAGCUCACCGAGGCCUAG
Messenger RNA from Eutrema salsugineum, 1782 nucleotides. RefSeq lists its product as uncharacterized. The transcript is spliced from 6 exons. The record is from RefSeq and is a predicted model, not a curated record. Lineage: Eukaryota; Viridiplantae; Streptophyta; Magnoliopsida; Brassicales; Brassicaceae. Bases 1 to 1782 code for a protein of 593 amino acids.